GAGUGCAUGCUCGUAACGUGAAAACCCACUCAUGUUUACCUUGAUGUGCUUACGAUGAGCACAACGAGUGAAUGUGGUCGCCAUAAAAAAGAUUGCUACGAACAUGAUUUGGUGCAUCAUCUCGGUACGGCAUUGAAGAACUGGAAGAAUGCGACUCCUCAAUCAGACAAUGAGCAACGCGGCGAAUCGAUUUCAGCUAAUUCUGAGACGAAAAGGAUCGAAAAACGAAUCGUUCAUGCAGGCUCAUCAACCAUUCCUUCUGGGUGUGAUGCUCCAGGAGGAGGGUUGACUUACCCAAAAGAAUCAAAGUUUAUUUUUCAUUAUCAAAUACGGAAAACUGACGAUGAUCGUACUGUACUGGAUGAUACUCGCAAAUACGGUAAGACUAUGGAACUGUACUCUGGCAAGGAAUUUCAACUCGAUUUCUGGGAGCAUUGCCUUGGCACUAUGCUCCCUGGGGAGGUUGCUUCCUUCACCGUACCACCAGAGCGCUUGCUCAAUUUUGCAGUCGUGAACAAAAAGCUCCGCGAUUAUAUGCUAAAUAAGAGAGGAGCUGCUGUGAAACAUUGCUGUGGUUUGAUGAAUUUACGUGAACAAGGCGGUUUGGGGUAUGCAGAUUUGGACGAUUUUAUGUCGAAACCGGUUGAGCUGGAAUUCAUCUUCGAGUUAAUUAGGGUUGAUAUUCCAGGCACUACACGCAAAGAGACCUGGAUCAUGAAUCCAGAAGAAAAGGCUCAAGAAGUUCCAGUUCUGCGCGAAGAAGGUAAUCGGCUGUACGCUGAUAAAGAUUAUGAAAAUGCCUCUCUGAAAUACCAACAGGCACUGGGAUUGUUGGAACAGUUGAUUUUGCGUGAGAAACCCGGCGAACCUGAAUGGGAAAAGUUGGACAAGGCACGCGUCCCGUUUUUUGUUAAUCUUGCACAAUGCCAAUUCAAACUGAAGCAAUACUACGCCGUCAUCGAGAGUACAUCCGAGGCACUUUCUCGGGACCCUUCGAAUGCAAAAGCCUUAUUUCGUCGAGCUAAAGCUUAUGUAGAAACUUGGGACCUGGAUUUAGCCACCGAGGAUCUCAACCGGGUUGCCAUUUUGAUGCCCGAAAUGAAUGAUGCCGUCAAAGCGGAAUUGAGGGCCUUGGAGGCUAGACGGUCAGAACAACAGCUUAAGGAACGCAGAUUGUUAGCCGGGAAGUUGUCCAUACAUUCAUCUCUCUUUGGUGUUGAAAGCACUUCAGUUGAGAAAUAACACGUUUCUUUGAUUUUAUCCUUCAUUUUGCUGAACUUCGACACGGGCCAUUGCCCUGCAUUUUGUGUGCAAACUGCCCCUUCGAGCGGAUUGCUCACCGUACCAGUUUUCGUUCACUGUCCUUGCUUUUUAUUUCACUUAUUUCUUCACACAAUAAUUUGUUCCCAACACGCUCCACUACUUGGUUUGUUUUAUGCAAUUUCAGUGUUUUCGUGCUCAUUUAUUUUGGAAUCAUUCAAAAUUGUCUGUCCUUUUGAAAAGCAAAUGUAUAUUUUGGCGCCUUGUCCCCCUCAUCGCGGCUUACUACCUGUUAAGACGUGUUCACCAAACUGUUGAUUGCUAUAGCGAUGCUUCUCACCGCCAGUUUUCUGGGGGAAUAUUUUAUCCGAUUAAUCACACGACACAAAUGAAUACCGGGUGCUUUCACAUAUUUCUCUUUCUCUCAUGUAAUAGUUACUUGAUGUUUACUAGCCAUGUGAUCUUUUUCCAUGGUCAACAUGGAAUGAUUUUUCAGGUUUCCCCUUUUCCACCUUAUUGUAGAUCAUUUUAGAAUGCUUAGGCCUCGUUCAAC
Molecule: messenger RNA, 1813 nt
Organism: Dicrocoelium dendriticum
Lineage: Eukaryota; Metazoa; Platyhelminthes; Trematoda; Plagiorchiida; Dicrocoeliidae
Source: the annotation of a GenBank genome assembly